This is a messenger RNA of Sesamum indicum (sesame), 2992 nucleotides long. The record is from RefSeq and is a predicted model, not a curated record. Lineage: Eukaryota; Viridiplantae; Streptophyta; Magnoliopsida; Lamiales; Pedaliaceae.
GUCGUCUUCUUCUCUCCUCGUUCUUUAGUGGUUUUGUUUGUGUUUCUUUAUUCUGUGUUAUGUGUUUGUGUUGAGUAUUAGUUUUCCUGCAUGCGGAUUUGAGAGGAAGAGUUUUCUUUUUUUUAGUAUGAUGAGGUUUUUUGGAUCUUUUCUCUGAAGGGUUUGGAAUUUCUUUAACUGAAUUUCUGUGCUCCCUUUUGAUUUUAAUGUGUUUGUGUUAAUGCCCGGAGGUUAAGUAUGCAUUUUUUUUGUUAUCUUGGGUUUAUCUCAUGGGAAUCAUUCUUUAAUUCUUAUGAUUGUCUCUGCUUUUGCUAAAGGGCCUGACUUUAUUUUUAAAAAUUAGAAUCAAACAACAACCGUUAUGCUGUUCUGCUUCACUUUCUGGAUUGUUUUGAACUCAUUUCGAUCUUCGAUUCUAUAUAAUCUAGUUUGGAGUGGAAGGGAGGAAAAAAAUUAGGACUUGUUCUUGGGAAGUUUGAAUCUUUUCUUUGUUUUUCUGGGUUAUGGAUCCUCGUAUCACAUUUUCAAAUUUUAGAGCCCUGCAAUGAAAGAGAGAAUUUUUACUUUUCAUCGCCGGUAGCUAAGCUACUGCAUGUUUUACAUAGAUGAGCACCAAUUUAGGAGCCCAACAGUAUGUAAUUUGUAUUGUGUUCCUCGACCUCUUCAAUUUCUAGGAGUGUGUUUUAUUAGAUAAAAAAUGGUGAAGCCAUGAUAUCUCAUGAGAUCCAUGUUACAGAUCUGUUGUUACUCAUUAAGGUAUAGCAUUUGAUUUGCUCGUGUUGCGACUGGUGAUUUUGCCUAUAAUCAAUCAAGUCAUUAUGCUUUGCGCAUUUGGUACUCACUUAUUUGAGAUUUAGGAAAUUAGGGUGUUGGUUGGGAGAUACACUAUGGUCAAUGAAUGGUCUUGCAGAAAUUGAUGGAUGCUUUUGUCUUAUAAUUUGUGUUUGUUAUAUCGACUUUUCACCUAAAGUUAUUGUUGAUCAAAUAUAGAAUUGGAGAGUAGAAAAUUGUGAUAAAGAUGUUUCUUAAAUGCUUAAGCACAUGGAAUACAUGUGGUUUGAAUGGCCUGCACCAAUAAAUAGUUGCAUAGUAUAGAGACAUGUAUUGAUCUAAUGGCUUUUCCUUCCUUUCAAGGAUUGUGAAUAGGGGUGGCGGAUGAGUCGAGCCGCAAGUUUUUCGAGCUCGAGUCGAGCUCAAAAUUCAACUCGUCAUCCACCCCUAGGCGGGACCCUGGUCGGAAGGAUGACACUGAAAAAAAAAGAAAAAAAAAAGAUGAUUUUGCAAUUGAGUUAUAAAUGCAGGGAUGCAAAUGAUAGAUACCCUAUUUUGGCAUAUCAAAAUUUCCAUUGGGUUGGGAUUUAUUGUCCUCCUUCCAUCCUUCCACCCUGGUUAAUAUUCUUAGCACUCUGCGCCCUCAGUUUAUGGUGCAUGGCUGUUCAACUUGGAAGUUAUACUCGAACGAUUUGUCUUUAUGUCAAAAUUUUUUCCCCUAAUUUACAGUCUCUUUUUUUCAUAAUUUUGAUCUUUUCAGUUUCUUAUUCUUCUCAAUUGCAGUCUGAUGGUGACAAGAGUCAGCCGAAUAAAAGGAUUUGGGUUUGAACUGCAUUGCUAUAAAACAAAACCAAAAAUGUUUUCACACGGAGGAUUUGUAGUUAGGAUAUUAAUAUUAAAUAAUUAUUCGAAUUUAAACUAUUAGACCAGAUCAGUUGUAAUUUUGAUUUCACAGUUUAAGGAUGUUGAGAGCUGACCCGUCAUUCCCUACCCCUCCCUUUUUGUUUUUUUCUCUAUCUUUGGUGAAAAUCUUGGGUCCUAUUAAAGUUGAAGAAAAUCAUAGCCACAGACUCUUAACCCUUUUUGGUGCAGCUUGUGAAGGUCAGUUUCUUGUGUAGAAUAAUGUAAAAUGCUGAAGCAAAUGCUGGCUUGCUCCAAGGUGUAUGUUUCUGAAAGCAGGAAUAGGGCUGCUCUGGAAGCAGUUGAAAGGGCAGCAAAGCUGUUUCCAGCGGCCCCCAUUGUCAACAAGUUUGAGGAUGUGACUUACAACAGAGUUGGAUACACACUGGUCUCAGAAAUGGGAGAAAACCCGAGUUCAUGUCCACUGAAGAAUGCUGUUCUUGAAAUGGUGAAAGCUGCUUUUCAGGCCAUUGAUCUUCAGAUGCACUGUGGGAGCCAUCCCAGGCUUGGUGUUGUGGACCACAUCUGUUUUCAUCCCUUGGCUGGUGUGUCUUUGGAUCAUGUUGCAGGGACUGCUAAAUCUUUGGCAGCUGAUGUUGGCUCAGGGUUACAAGUUGCUACCUUCUUGUAUGGAGCAGCACAUAGUGAGGGAAGAUCCCUCGAUUCAAUCAGAAGGGAGAUGGGCUAUUUCAAACCAAAUUCGGAAGGAAAUCAGUGGGCAGGUGGGCCACAGUCAGAAAUAUUGCCACUGAAUCCCGAUGAGGGCCCUGCUUGUGCUGUUCAGAGAAAAGGUGUUGUCGUCGUUGGAGCCACCAAUUGGGUCGAUAACUAUAAUGUUCCAAUAUUCACUCAUGACAUGGCUGCAGUUCGAAAAAUUGCAAAGAGCGUCAGCGGCAGAGGAGGUGGACUCCCGUCGGUGCAAGCUAUGGCUCUUGCUCACGGUAAAGGUAUAAUCGAGGUGGCUUGCAACCUAUUAGAAACAAGUAAAGUUGGUGGCCAUGAAGUUCAACUAGAAGUUGAGCGGCUCGCUAGGAAAGAGGGCAUGGACGUCGGAGAGGGAUAUUAUACUGAUCUUUCGCAGGAGAAAAUUAUUGAGAAUUACUUAAAGCUGGCUGAUCAUUCUUCCCUCUAAUGCUCAAGAUGCCUCUGAUACACAUUUUCAUCUUGAAAAGAGCAUGAUUUCGACGCACAUUUCUUGGUCGUUGGCCUAAUCCGUGUCAACAUUACCACACUAUCUAUAAAUCUUAUAGCUAUAAGAACUUCCAUCUAUUCCUCUGAUCCGUACUGUGAAAUAGUUGGUUGGUCUCAUAGCUAUAAAUUA